Messenger RNA from Mustela lutreola (European mink), 456 nucleotides. RefSeq names its product cystatin 11 (gene CST11). The coding region runs from base 1 to 456 and encodes 151 amino acids. Gene Ontology annotation, biological process: defense response to Gram-negative bacterium. The record is from RefSeq and is a predicted model, not a curated record. Gene Ontology annotation, cellular component: sperm head; sperm flagellum; cytoplasm. Lineage: Eukaryota; Metazoa; Chordata; Mammalia; Carnivora; Mustelidae. Gene Ontology annotation, molecular function: cysteine-type endopeptidase inhibitor activity. The transcript is spliced from 4 exons.
AUGACAGAGUAUUCCUGCUCAUUCACCAGGUCCAGCUAUAGGACUCUGGCCAGACUCUGGCAGGUCCCACAAAUCCUGCUGGCCAUACUGGUAUCUCUGAUGGCCCUCACCUACCAAGAGAAAAGGAAAACCUUUCUGAGUGUCAAAGAAGUUCCUGCAUCAGAGUGCUAUGUGGCAGCCACUAUGCAGUAUGUGAUCAAUGACUUCAAUGAGAAGAGUGACGACAAGUACAGUUUCCAGACUGUGCAUGUCCUGAAGGUCCAGAAGCAGAUUACCGACCAUGUGUUGUAUCAUGUGAACAUGGAAAUGCGGCAGACCACCUGUCAAAAGUUUGAGACUACUAACUGCUCCUUUCAGGAAGGAGAGAUUUAUAAGCAAAUUGAAUGCUUCCACUCAGUGUUUGUUCCUUGGUUUGAAAAGUACAGAAUCCUGAACAAAAACUGCACCAAUGGCUAG